AAACGAUCCCCGUGUGGAGUUGCAUUGUUUGGCAACCCGGGAAAGGCUGGCAAUUGAGCAAUCGGACCUUUUAACGACACGGGAGAUAACGACGUGCCGCAGCGGUUGCCGUACGGUGACCGUACCGGAAGCCGCGAUCUUGGCGGGUAGCAAAGAAAUCUGGGUCCACGACAGCUCUCUUCUCCGCAGUUUCACCAGCCUGUCAGUCCUGACUCAAUCCAUCGAUUAGGAAUCCCCAUCAUCGCACUGCAACACGAUGGCGCCCAAGGAAACCAAGUUCAGGGUGGCUGCCGCCCACGCUGCGCCUGUCUUCAUGGACAAAGCCGCCACCACCAAGAAGACUGUCCGCCUCAUCGAACAAGCUGCGAAAGAUGAUAUCAAGCUCUUGGUGUUCCCCGAGACCUUCAUUCCUGGCUAUCCUUACUGGAUUGAAUGUUACCCACCCCUAAAGCAGGUCGCUGCUUUGGCAAAAUAUGCCGAAGAGAGCGUCGUGGUGGAGCCAAAUGGGGAGGAUGUGAGUGCCAUCCAAGAUGCCUGUCGCAGGACCGGUGUAGCCAUCAAUCUGGGCGUGUGCGAACGUGUCGCCAACGGCCAUACACUGUUUAACUCGCAAGUUAUUAUCGAUAGCGACGGCACUAUACUCGGUGUUCAUCGCAAGCUCCAGCCAACCUAUGUCGAGCGCAUGGUGUGGGCUCAGGGCAACGGAAGCACGUUGCGCAAUUGGCCGUUGUCGCUCGGGUACAACCUCGGAGGACUCGCGUGUUGGGAACAUACCAUGAACGGCGCACGUCAGGCCCUCAUCACACAGAACCAACACAUUCAUGCGGGAGCUUGGCCGGCCUUAUCCACUAUGGCCGGUUUCGAAGCCGUUGCCGACGCGCAGAUCGAGGCGUUGAUGAAGGCGCAUGCCUUGACUGCCCAAGUCUUCGUCAUCACUGCUUCCAACUACGUCGAUCAACAGUGCCUCGACUGGAUGGAAGAGAACCUCGGAAAGCAGGAUCUCGUCAAGGCUGGCGGCGGCUGGUCCUCUGUCAUUCAUCCGUUCUGCUCGUACAUCGCUGGUCCGCACACGGGCGGAGAAGAGAAGUUGGUGCAGGGCGAGAUUGACUUCUCUCACAUGGGAUCGGUGAAGGUAUGGAUCGAUGCGGCGGGCCACUACCAGCGUCCAGAGAUUCUGCAGUUCGCGUUCGAUGCGCGCCCACACUGGGCUGAUGAAAAGACCGAUCGCUUCAAGGUGCGUACAGAUGAGAAGAAGUCGGAUACUGAGAGUGGUUAUCCGUCUCAGAGUGAGGUGAGGUCGAACUAGAGAGAUGCAGUCUUGGCAAACUGUGCCGCAUUGGCAGGCAGUCGCGAUAUGAAGUGGCGUGGUAUGUGUGACAUGUUACUGGUUGGACCUCGUGGAGGCUUAGCGACUCAGCCAUCUUGUGCAGCCUCCCUCAGGCGGGGUCAGGUACAACUUCAUAUGAAGACCACUUUCAUUAUAACAUCAUUGUUACGUUCCCCAGAAAUUCCGUUGUUCUUUUGUUAUGCCGGUCACGUUCGGUGCCGUAGGCGACAUCAUCUCCGUCGUUUUGCUUGUGAAA
Alternaria rosae is the source of this 1583-nucleotide messenger RNA. Its product is annotated as carbon-nitrogen hydrolase. The record is from RefSeq and is a predicted model, not a curated record. Gene Ontology annotation, molecular function: catalytic activity. Lineage: Eukaryota; Fungi; Ascomycota; Dothideomycetes; Pleosporales; Pleosporaceae. The coding region runs from base 257 to 1306 and encodes 349 amino acids. The transcript has 2 exons.